Messenger RNA from Candoia aspera, 2254 nucleotides. RefSeq names its product golgin, RAB6 interacting (gene GORAB). The coding region runs from base 176 to 1198 and encodes 340 amino acids. The transcript is spliced from 4 exons. Lineage: Eukaryota; Metazoa; Chordata; Lepidosauria; Squamata; Candoiidae. The record is from RefSeq and is a predicted model, not a curated record. Gene Ontology annotation, biological process: non-motile cilium assembly.
AACUGCUGAGCUAAAAGAAAAAUGACCAUAUAUUGCAAAUUAGAUCUGUGUACUACUUGUAAUGUCAGUGGGAGCUGCAGAAGUUCAUUUCUUAAUAGUUUGUGCCAAUAGUUUGUUUUUCUCUUUUAAAUAUCAGUUAAUGUCAUGCCAAUUUAAAGUAGUUUAAAUAGUUUUUAUGGGGGCUGAACUCAGGACAAAUGACCUCACAUGUUUUUCUUUUAUUCACUUCUUUGGCAGAAGUGAUUUUUUCAGAGGUGUAAAACCAACAUCUACCUAUUUGUGCUAUUUAGAUCCAUCUGGACCCCCGUCCAAACAACAGAAUCAAACACCUUCAGUAAACAAAAGCCGCCAGCAUCUGCAGCAGAAGAAGCCUUCUCAGAAGAUAGAAGAAGCACUGGAAUUGCCAGAUGGAGCAGCUUUGUCACCUCUGGAGAAGAGGCUUACCGAGCCCACUCCAAAAUCACUGUGCAAGCCUCUGGCAUCAACUGAGCAACAGGAAACCAGAAAUCAACAGGUGGAAGUUGGACUUAAACAAUCUUGUAAUAUUGACCCAACUGCAGCAACAAGUCAUCAACUCGUGAAAAAGAAAAUGGAAUUGCAGGAAAAGUCUCGGUGGGAAAUCCUUCAACAAGAGCAGAAACUGAUGGAAGAAAAAAAUAAACGCAAGAAGGCUUUCCUUGCUAAAGCAAUUGCUGAAAGAUCUAAAAGAACUCAGGCUGAAACAGUUAAAUUAAAGCGGAUCCAAAAGCAGCUCCAAGCUCUAGAUGACAUGGUGUCUGCUGAUAUUGGGAUCCUGAGAAAUAGGAUUGACCAGGCAAGCUUGGAAUAUUCAUGUGCUCGGAAACGUUAUGAUAAAGCAGAAUCAGAGUAUGUGGCUGCAAAGCUGGAUCUCCAGAAGAAAACGGAAGUCAAAGAACAACUCACAGAGCACUUAAGCACAAUUAUUCAGCAAAAUGAACUCCGCAAAGCCAAGAAAUUAGAGGAGUUAAUGAAGCAGCUGGAAGUAGAAGCUGAUGAAGAGAACCUAGAACUGGAGGUAGAGGUAGAGAAAAUGUUGCAACAGCAGGAAGCAGAAGCUGGAAGGCAAGUGGCUGAGACACAAAAGCUUGCUCCAGUGGGUGUGCAGAAUGCAGCUCCCCAGACUUUCAGUAAAGAACACGAGACUGAAAGCCUCAGAAACAUUAAUGGAGCAGCCUAGAAGUUCCCAUACAAAUGACCAAAGUCACAUAGUAAACUCUUUUUCUGAAGAAAUUAUGGUUCAUCUGGAAUACGUCUGAUAACUUCAUCUUUAAUUGUUGUCACAGAAGCACUGGCAUAUAAUGACAGGAAGCCUCUGAAUUUGUGCAGUUCUCCAGUCUAUAUUAUUUAUAUAUUGUGUGUGUGUGUGUAUACGUGUAUACACACACACACACACAUACACAAAUGAUUUAUUUUCCUUGUCCACCUUUCCUUCUUCCUUUUCACUGAAAAACUUGCAUGUGAACUAUUAUGGAGGGAAAGGAUAAUGUUAUCUACAUUAUAUUUAAAGUGCAAAACACCAAGCCAGUUAGGAGUGAGGAAUUGUGUAUAUCUUACACGAUAGAAGAUCUCACUAGAUCCUACAUUAUUGGCUUAGACAUUCUCCUCUAAGUGUUUAACAACACUCAUUUUUUAGUGUUCACAAAUGAAUAUAAAACAAAAUGGAUGAGUGAAUCAAGGAGUGUAUCAGAGGGUGCCCCAUUUUUGUCCUUUGCCCCCCACAAAGAGGGCCAGGAGAAAAUCUGAUUCUCCAGCUGAUAAACAUUUUCUACCCUUGUUAGUGAUUCUGAAAAAAAAAAUUGUUGGGCCAUUAAUGAUUUCUCCUUUAAAUUAAGUGUGUUUCUGGACUAAACCUAAUUACUGAGCAAUAAAAAUAUAUUAUUAUUAAUUAAAGUAUAAACAAACAAAUGUUGCAAUCAAUGGCAACCAAACAAUGCCAAAUGCACAUUUAACACUGUUAAAUUCAUAUUUAGAGUCUCAAGAUUUUCUAGUGAUUUAUUUAUUUCACCUUUUUAUUUUACUCAUCCAUGCAUGUUUCUCUACCGUUCAUGUGUUAUUCAAGUGUUAGUCCUUUAUCCUUACUUGCAUAAUCAGUCAACAGCUGCCAAAUUACAAUAAAAAUGUUCCUGCCCUUAAGUUAGUUUUUCUUGUAUUGCUGUGUUCUGCAAUUAUUGGACUUCAGAGUUACAUCAAAGACUUUAUCAUAUGCACUAAAACAAAAUGAUUUCAUGGAGAA